This is a messenger RNA of Anastrepha ludens (Mexican fruit fly), 1552 nucleotides long. RefSeq names its product keratin-associated protein 5-1-like. Lineage: Eukaryota; Metazoa; Arthropoda; Insecta; Diptera; Tephritidae. The transcript is spliced from 5 exons. The record is from RefSeq and is a predicted model, not a curated record. Bases 129 to 1310 code for a protein of 393 amino acids.
ACUUCAAAAUAUUUAAUCAAAAAAUUUUCAUUCAUUUCUAAAUUUUACGCCUUUUAGCUGUAUCUAAAUUUCAAGUGAACUUAUUUUCCUUAAAAAGUUAAAAAAAAUUUACAAAAACACGUCUCAAAAUGUGCGACCCUUGCUGCUCUCCCUGCGGACCGUGUCCCUCGCCUUGCGGCCCAUGCGGCCCGUGUGGCCCGUGUGGACCUUGCGGACCCUGUAGUCCCUGCGAUCCAUGCUGUGCACCGUUUGAGUGCUCGCCAAAAUGUUACACAGGCGCCCACUUGGACGCUUUGCCACAGUGUGCGCCACGUAUACCACCGCCCUGUCCGAAAUGCAUGACAGUGCAACAACCGCCGAGGCUCAUCUGUCGCAAACGUGUCGUUUUCAAUGAGAAGAUCGUGCCGGAACCGAUGGUUGUUAACCGUUGCAGACAGAUAACCAUACCGAAAGUUGUGGAUACUACGCGUGUCAUAAAAGUACCCAAAUUAACUUGGGUUUCGCAGAUGGUGCGAGAGCCGAGGGUCAUCUACUACCCUUCGAUGGUGCCAGAUCCCUAUGUGGUUUGCUAUCCAAAACGUAUUUGCGAGCCGCGUGAAGUGUGCCAAGCGAUAUUGUGCCAACCGAAGCCACAAACAAUUGAUAUACCGCCACCGCGUGAAUAUUGCUGUUAUCCAACCGGACCGAUAAACUAUAAGCCGAGCGUAGCCUGUCCACCAUGCCCCAUUGGACCAUGUUCACCGUGCGGACCGUGCGGUCCAUUGCCAUGCUUUUCAACAAAUCAGUAUCCUAUAUGUGAACCCAGCGGAUGUUUCCCGUGCAAGCCGUCGGGCCCUUGCGGCCCUUGUGGACCUUGCUCGCCGUGUCGCGGACCUUGCGGACCUUGUGGCCCUUGCGGACCAUGUGGACCUUGUGGACCAUGUGGACCUUGCGGACCAUCGUGCGGACCUUGCGGCCCCUGUUCUAUACCAAAUUGUGGACCUUGUGGUUUGACGAUGCCUUCAGGACCAUAUGUACCACCACCGUGUGAUCCGUGUGGCACUGGUUGUGGACCGUGUGGAAGUGGUUGUGGCCCAUGGGGACGUCGUUGUGGUCCUUGUGGUCCACGUGGUCCUUGCGGACCGUGUGGACCGUGCUGUUCAUGCAUGCCCGGAUGCCCCUAUGAAGCGCCUGAGUGUGGCACCUGUUAUCCAUGUGCGCCAACACCGUGGAAUACUCAAUGUGGACCGUGCGGGCCGUGCGGUCCACAAGUACCAUGUGCGCCAUGUGGACCAUCUCCACCCUGCAAUCCUUGUGGCCCGUCAUGUUAAAUAUACGUACAUAUAUAUAUUGCUAGUCUCGACUGCGAGUAAUUUAAUUUUUAAAAAUUAUCGGCAGAGACAUGUUUUUGUAAUUGAAGUGAAAUUAUGCGAAACCAUUAAUCAAUUAGCCCAACUAUUAGUGACGACUCGCCAUUAUCAAGGACCAACACCUGAUCGUCCACGCGGUAUACUGUGCGGGAUUCAUUGUACCUGUGUGUGUGUCAAGCGGAACGGAUUGCAAGACUUAUGCA